Molecule: messenger RNA, 3696 nt
Organism: Heterostelium album PN500
Lineage: Eukaryota; Evosea; Eumycetozoa; Acytosteliales; Acytosteliaceae
Gene: msh6
Product: Muts-like protein
Exons: 2
Coding region: 1-3696 (1231 amino acids)
Biological process (GO): mismatch repair
Cellular component (GO): MutSalpha complex; nucleus
Molecular function (GO): mismatched DNA binding; ATP-dependent DNA damage sensor activity; ATP binding
Source: RefSeq, a predicted model, not a curated record
AUGAAACAAGCUGGUAUUUUUCAAUUUUUAAAUAAUAAUAAUAAAAACAAUGGAGUACAGAAUAAACCAACAACUUCAAAUAUAGGGUCUGCUACCAACGAUGAUUUCGUCUAUCAUCAACCGAAACAUGCAUCAACAGUCAAUAAUGUUAAAGAUGAUAUAGAUGAUUUUGAAAUGGAUUUAGACAUUGAUUUAGACAUUGAUACACCUUCGAAUAAUAAUAAUAAUAAUAGUAAUAGUAGUAGUAGUAAUAGUAGUAGUAGUAAUAGUAGUAGUAACAAUGGUAAUUCAGCAACAGCAAAAACAAUGGCACCACAAUCAAAUAAGAGUGUUAUCAAACCUAUGAUUCCAGCGGUCAAGCAAAGCCCUUCAAAGUUAAAUCUAAAGAACAUGACAGCUAUGACAAACAACAACAACAACAGUAGUAGCAGUGGCAAUGGAAAUCUUUUAUCUUCAUUCCAAAAGGUUGGAUCUACUGUUCAGACGACUACAUUGAAUUCGUUCAUCAAAAAAGUAGAUUCAUCCGAAGCUAAAGUAAACUUGUUAUUCGAGAAGGAUGCAAAGGAGAACGCCAACAAAAUUGAGCCCGCUCCAAUGACAUUGAAACCGAAAUCACCAUCACUAAAGAAUACACCGACAAAGGCACCGGCACCAGCAGCUGUCAGCAAACCAACAACACCAAAGAAACCAACAACACCAAAGAAGCCAACUUCCACUUUGAAAAAGAGAAAGAUCGAUGAAGAUGACGAGGAAGAAGAACAAGAUGACGACGACGAUUUUGAUUUCGAUUUGGAUGAUAAUGAUCAAGCAGAAGACGAUGACGAAGACUACGACGAUGACAGCCAAUCGAAACCAAAGAAAACAACAACAAAAGGAAAAGGAAAAGCUGCAACAGCAACAGCAGUGAGAACACCAAGCAAAGCGAAAUCAAGCAAGAAAGAUGAUGAACGUUAUCAAUUCCUUGUGGAUAUAGCCGACGCCAAUCAAAUCAAAAAGGGCGAACCAAACUAUGACCCAAGCACACUCUACAUUCCAAGCACGUUUUUGGUAAAUUUCACUCCUUUCGAACGUCAGUAUUGGGAUAUCAAAUCGAAAAACUACGACAAGAUUGUAUUCUUUAAGAAGGGUAAAUUCUAUGAGCUCUACGAAGACGAUGCGGAUCUCGGCCAUCAGCUGUUCGAUUUGAAGAUGACCGAUCGUGUAAAUAUGCGUAUGGUCGGUGUGCCAGAGAAGAGCUUCCAGCAAUGGGCAAAGAAGUUCUUGGAAGCCGGCUACAGGAUCACCAAGGUCGACCAGGUCGAAUCUCGACUCGCUAUGGACAAGCGUCAGAAUCAAAAAGGUGCUUCAACCAGCAAAGAGACAAUCAUUCAACGUGAAGUUACAUCGAUCCUUACGAUUGGAACACUCGUAGACGAUAGUUUGUUGCUCGAUUCCACUUCAAACUAUUUGAUGUCCAUCAAGGAAGAUGAUUACAAACAGGAGCUUGGUAUCUGCUUUUUGGAUAGCUCUGUUGGUUUGUUCUAUUUGACCGAGUUUAAGGAUGAUGAGAAUCGAUCACACUUGGAGACACUGCUACUACAAACCAUGCCAAAGGAGAUAUUGUAUGAUAAGAGCUCGAUUUCUCAGACAACUCUCAAUGUUAUCAAGCGGGUGUUGUCCAGAGAAAAAUAUAUCUUGACAACGAGACAACCAACUGAAUUCUGGUCGACUGAUUUUACACUUGGCAAGCUGGAGGAGAUGCAAAAGGCAGACGAUCUGAAAAAAGUGUUGGGUGAUAAUAUCGAGGUGGAACAUUCACUGCUGGGAUAUGCGCUGGGUGGAUGUUGUUGUUAUCUUGAAGAUAUAAAGAUGGCGGAUCAAGUUACCAAGCAGGCCAGAUUCGAAAUGUACAACACACUCGACGGCACCAGUUCUUUGGUUCUCGACGGCCAGAGUCUCGUAAACUUGGAGAUUUUCGCAAACACCACCGAUGGAUCGACCAAUGGAUCGCUGUUCAAGGUGUUGGAUCGUUGCUCCACUCCGUUUGGAAAGCGUCUACUAAAGCAAUGGGUUUGUCGUCCACUUUCAUCGCGAGAGAAGAUCAAUGAGCGUUUGGAUGCGGUUCAAUAUCUCGGUGAGAACCAAGAGUUGAUGAGCAAACUGUCGACCAUGCUCACUCGUGUACCGGAUCUCGAGAGAAUGCUGUCGAGAAUCAAGGCUUGCUCAUCAAAGAUUGGUGAUUUGGUGACUGUGUUGAAUGUUUUGGAACGUUGCCAACAGUGUUUGGAAGAGUUGGAUUGUGUAGAUGAGAUCAAUUCACCGACACUACAAUACCAUGUCACAGUUGGAAAGGGAUUCCCCAAUCUAAAGACUCUUAUCUCAUCGAUGAGAUCGAGUUUCGAGAUCAAUGUAGUACAGUUGAUUCCCUCCAAAGGUCUAUUUACAGAGUACGAUGAAUGUCAAGAGAGAAUCAAAGCUAUCGAGCAAGAGUUGGAGCAACAUCUAAAGGAUCAAAAGAAACUAUUCUCAAGCAAUUCAAUCGCCUACAAGAGUAUCGGAAAGGAGAUUUAUCAACUUGAAAUUCCUAUCGAUGUAUACAACAAACACAAAGCAAAGAUGGGUGACUACAUCUACAAAUCAGAGUUAAAGUCGAAAUCAAAGAGAUAUUGGACGCCGUUUAUCGAGAAAAAGGUAAAACAACUUGCCGAGGAAAACGAUUCUUUUUCAGCGCUUCAAAAGGUGGUGGAGGUCAGAAUACAGGAGCAAUUUAACGUAAAUGCAUCGGCAUGGUGUCAAGCAACUGCAAGUUUAGCUCAGAUCGAUUGUAUUCUCUCGCUUGCCAAAGUCAGUCAUCUGGCUGGAAUCACAACUUGUCGUCCAGAGAUUGUUAUUUCCGAUCAUGCACUGCUCGAUGCAAAAGAGAUGCGUCAUCCAGCGAUCACACUGAAGGGUGGUGACGAUUUCAUUCCGAAUGACAUUACUCUGGGUAUCGAUCAACAGCCAGGUGUCAUGGUACUGACCGGACCAAACAUGGGUGGAAAAUCAACACUCCUCAGACAAUGUUGUAUUCUGGUGAUCAUGGCGCAGCUCGGUUGCUAUGUGCCCGCUGCAAGUUGUCGUCUAUCGAUUGUCGAUCGUAUCUUUACACGUUUGGGUGCCAACGAUAAUAUUAUGGCUGGUCAAUCGACAUUUAUGUUGGAACUACAAGAGACAUCGAAUGUGUUGAAAUACGCCACCAAACGAUCGCUUGUCAUCAUGGAUGAACUCGGACGUGGAACCAGUACAUUCGAUGGUUACUCCAUUGCAUUCUCAGUGCUAGACUACAUAUCCAACAAAAUCAAUUGUAUGUGUAUUUUCGCAACUCACUACCAAUCACUGGCACACGAACCAAAGGUAGCCAAAGCCAUCCAGAAAUCUCACAUGUCUUGCUAUGUCGAUGAUGUCGAGAAGAAGGUUAUCUUCCUUUACAAACUGACAGAAGGUGUUUGUCCUGCAUCGUAUGGUAUGCUGGUGGGUGGUAUGGCAGGAAUACCAUCGGAAGUUAUCGCCAAGGCCGAAGAGAAAGCCGAACAAUUCGAAAAAGAAUCGACUGUUUCCACCUAUGUACAUGGUACCACUAGCACAAAAGAAAUAGUAAAGAAAAUCACUCAAUCCGUAGGUUCAAAAGAUUAUAAGAAACUUUUGGAACUAUGGAAAACCUUGGAUAUCAAUAAAUAA